AGACGCGCAUACGCAUUCAGUCGAUCUCAAACCGUGCUUGUGGGUGGAUGUGCCUACUACCUACCUUCCGAAAGGUGUGCAAUAUUUCGCGUUAUUCACGAGCGUUCCAUUCAGAGGAACGAUUUUGCAAUUAGCAGAAACAAAAUAAAACCAUUCGAUGUACUGCACUAUUAAUAGUCGUUGGUAAUUAUUGCUAUGCAAAUUAAGUUACCACACAUUUAUCAGUGCAGUCGCUAUUUAGAAGUGAAAAUAAUAAAAAGGUACUAUACGGCUGUUUAGUUAAUUUAGUGACUUCAGUGAGCGGAUUGCUGUAUAGAAAGCGAACUUGUCCUGAGUGAGGACGCAUGACAGUAUCUACUUGAAUUGCAAAGGAUCUUACGCCAACACAAACUGUGAGUGGUUUAUAUUACCAGUUGUUGUACACAUUUCCCAUCGAACAAGUGUGUUGGAGUGCAAUAGCUGAAAAAUACUACGCGAGGAACAACAGCGCCGACUGUCUGUAUCAACAUCUGUAGCCAUAGCAGCAGCAAACCGAAGCUAAACCUUGGCUUGUAGAUACUGUGAUUGUCAGCGGACUUGAAAUCACAGCGUCACGAUGGGAUCCGGCGGUAGAAUGGACUGCUGCGGGCAGUGUGUCAAGUAUAGCAUGUUCAUCUCCAAUUUCAUAAUUUUCAUCGGCGGUGCCAUCGUGUUCGGCCUCGGUGUCUGGACACUGGUGGAUAAAAACUUCAUCAACGAGCUGCUGGGGACGAAUCUAUUUUCCGGUGCGGUUUACGUGCUCAUAGCGACCUCGGCGCUCGUUUGCCUGCUGUCCUUCUUCGGAUGCAUCGGUGCGGCCAAGGAGUACAAGUGUAUGCUGCUGACGUACUUUAUUUUGAUUUUCCUGAUUUUCGUCACCAUGCUGAUCGGUGGCAUUCUGGGCUACGUGUUCCGCGAGAAGGUUUCCCAAACGAUGCAGCAGGAGAUGAAAUCGUCGAUGAACUUCUACGGUGCGUACGGUAAGCGCUCGAUCACCCAAGCGUGGGACAUCACCCAGGAGCGGCUGAAGUGCUGCGGCGUUAAGCACUACAACGAUUGGCGUGGAUCCAUUCCGCAGUCCUGCUGUCAGAAGACGUUCACCGAUUUCAAACCCUGCCAGGACCAUCCGACGCCGGAGAACAUCCACAUCCAGGGAUGUCUGGAUAUAACGUCCAACUUGAUCCGGGACAACGCGGCCAUCAUCGGUGCUUCCGGAAUUAUAGUGGCCAUUUUGCUGAUAUUUGGGAUGAUCUUCUCCUGCUCGUUAUUCCGAAUGAUAGAAUAGCUGACCCGGUUGUGCCUUAUACGAUUCGCAAUUUUUUUAUUUAGCCUAGCAAGCAGCAAGUGGAGUUUCACGGCAAACCGUGACAGUCAAGUUUUUUUUUUAUUUUAAGAUUUUCAAAUUCAAAUUGCCUACCAGUUGUUCUGAUUACCUGAGAGCAAAAAAAAGUACAACAAUGAUAGGCAAGCUUAAGUUACGUUUGCGGAUUGAUUUACGAAAUGAUUUUAUCUUGUUAGUGGUAGGUUUUAGCUUAUUACAAGUAAAGGCUAUUGGCAGCAGAAUCUCACGGUAUAAUUCAUCAAAACAGGAUGAGAUGUAAAUAUAAAACAGUGCAUGAUGCAUUUAAAACGAUCGACAUCACAAUCAGCUUUCUUCUCAUGCCUUAUUCGCCACCGCUUCGAUUUUAAGUUAUUUCCAUUGUUUCAGUAGUAGCACAGUUUGGAGUACGAUGUGUUAGAAAUCCAAAAAAGUCGAUCAAUCAUAGGACAUUCAUUCCAUACUACUGUCAAAUAGUUGUCUGUCAUACAUGUGUCAUUGUAAAAUCUAACUGAUACAAUAGUUAAUAAAGAUUU
Molecule: messenger RNA, 1872 nt
Organism: Sabethes cyaneus
Lineage: Eukaryota; Metazoa; Arthropoda; Insecta; Diptera; Culicidae
Product: tetraspanin-4-like
Exons: 5
Coding region: 596-1303 (235 amino acids)
Cellular component (GO): membrane
Source: RefSeq, a predicted model, not a curated record